AUGUUUUUCAUAUUGGCCGUGGUCAUAUUGAUGGCAUGCAUUUUAGGGUACCAAAUGAUAACAUCUGUGGUACCCAGAUUCCUUUUGGUUACGCCUCAACUCUGGCAAGAUAAGAUCCAAAAGGUGAUAGCUCAUCCUAAGAAUAUUUAUUUACAAGUUGGAGGUAAGAGAUCGUCUUACAGAAGACGGUUAACGUUGGCAUCUUGCCAGCCAUCAUUCUAUACAAACUAUGUUGGUAAUAAGAUUAUCAUUCAUCCUGACGAUAAGAAAAAUAAAGGUAACAAAUUCACUGAUGCAAUGAAGGCUCGUGGAAUCAAUGAUCCUCAUAGAAAAAUCCUUUAUGGGUUUUUCCAUCCUUAUGCUAACAAUGGCGGAGGUGGUGAGAAGGUAUUGUGGCAAGCAGUGAAAGCUACUUUAGAUGCAAGUGAUAAAAAUGUUGUGGUUAUUUAUACAGUGAGUACUGAAGUUUCACCUCUUAAAAUUUUAGGGAAAGUUGAAGAUAAGUUUGGAAUAGCUAAUAUGGAUUCAAAGAGAGUGGUUUUCAUUUAUCUUCGUAGAUUCAACAAACUCAUUGAUAGUGAAUAUUGGAAACAUUUCACAUUACUUGGACAAUUUUUUGGUUCAUUAUUAUUGGGUGGAGAGGCUUUAUUUGAAUUAACACCUGAUGUAUGGAUUGAUACUAUUGGUUUGCCAGGUGCCAAUUGGCUCCCUAGUGUUGCAUUGAACAUCCCAAUUGUUAAUUAUGUUCAUUAUCCAGUGAUUCAACCUGAAAUGUUUACUAAAUUGAAGUUUGGCUCCUUUAAAGAUUUGACUAAUUUUAAGCCAUUGAUCAUAAAGGAUUGGUUUCAAAUGGGAAAACUUAUUUAUUGGAAACUCAUGUAUUUUGUUUACCAAUAUUUGGGAUCAACUGUUCACCUUACUUUGACCAAUGGAACUUGGACGCUUCAACAUAUGCAAAAUAUUUGGUACUAUAAUAAGUACUUGACUUCACAUACAAUUGAUAUGUUGUAUCCUCCUUGUGGAACUGAAAGCUUGAUAACAGAAUCGACGACAGCAGUCACAAGAGAUAACAACAGUUUACUCUAUAUUGCCCAAUUCAGACCCGAAAAAAGACAUGAUUUGAUUAUCGAUCAGUAUAAGAUCUUUCUAGGCAAAGCCAUUAGCUCCAAAGCCAAGGUUUCACAGAUUCCUAAAGUAAUAUUUGCAGGAUCGUGUAGAACAGAGGAUGAUACAGCUACAUUGGACCUUUUGAAGACUAAAGUUGAUGAGUUGGAAUUGAAUGAAUAUUUUGAAUUUGUGGUUGAUGCUCCAUAUCUGAAAAUCUUAUCACUAUUAUCGACUUCCAGCUACGGAUUAAAUUCUAUGUGGAAUGAACAUUUUGGUAUUGGUGUGGUUGAAUACAUGGCCAAGGGAGUAAUUCCUAUUGUACAUGCAUCUGCAGGACCGUUAUUGGAUAUUGUCACUGGCUCCAAAACCGAUGCAAAUAUUGCUUGGAAAAAUAGUAGUGGGUUUUUCUUUAAGAGUGAAACUGAUCCUGAUUUCCAAUUAGAUAUUCAAAAAGAUGCAUCUGAAGGCUAUAUAACUUAUCCAGACGGAUCAUAUCCGGUGUUGCUGAAACUAUUAUAUGAGAUAUUUGUUAAUUACCCACUUACAGCUCAGCAGAUUAGCGAUAUGAGACUGAGCUGUGUUGAAGCUGUGGGUGAGAAGUUUAGCAAUAAGCAAUUCCUGACCUUAUGGGCUGCCUGUAUGAAUGUAGCUGAGGUCCUCGAAAGACGGUUUAGAGAUGACCGUGCGCCAGUCGAAGCAGUUUACUAA
This is a messenger RNA of Lizanozyma spartinae, 1815 nucleotides long. It is a transcript of the gene ALG11, whose product is annotated as alpha-1,2-mannosyltransferase. Bases 1 to 1815 code for a protein of 604 amino acids. Lineage: Eukaryota; Fungi; Ascomycota; Pichiomycetes; Serinales; Debaryomycetaceae. Gene Ontology annotation, biological process: protein N-linked glycosylation. The record is from RefSeq and is a predicted model, not a curated record. Gene Ontology annotation, molecular function: GDP-Man:Man(3)GlcNAc(2)-PP-Dol alpha-1,2-mannosyltransferase activity. Gene Ontology annotation, cellular component: endoplasmic reticulum membrane. The transcript has a single exon.